Molecule: messenger RNA, 2112 nt
Organism: Centropristis striata (black sea bass)
Lineage: Eukaryota; Metazoa; Chordata; Actinopteri; Perciformes; Serranidae
Gene: stpg2
Product: sperm-tail PG-rich repeat containing 2
Exons: 14
Coding region: 138-1874 (578 amino acids)
Source: RefSeq, a predicted model, not a curated record
GAAGGAAUGUUUUAACCUCGGGGCUUAACAACAUUUGAUGCAGUUAGAGCUGCAAUACAAUUUUGAGGCAACUCCAGCAGGUAUUAGAUGAAGUUUGAUUAAACUACCAGCCUGUUCGGCAGGCAGGGGAAGUUAAAAUGUAUGGACGAGCUCCUAGAGUGACCUUCCUGACCACAAGCGGCACUUCAUCUACAGUUGGCCCCGGCUCGUACGAUGUCAAGCUGCACAAUAGUAACAUAUCAGAUGGCUAUGCUCCAUUCCUGACCUUGACCAACAGACAGUCAAUAUUCAAACAGUCGAGUGAGAAGAUUCCAGGACCUGGACAGUAUGACUUCUCAGCUGUCAAGCUAAACAUCCACGGUGGCCGCAGUCUUCAGAACCGCUCCAAGCGUUUUGAUGAGGUAGUGUCGAUAGUUCCGGGCCCCGGGGCCUACAAUGUGCUGCCUGCCUCGGAAAAAACACACAGGGUCGUGACGGCUGAAGCAGUACAGGCUGAGAAGCUUGGCAGGAAAACGUGGCUGCAGGCUAAAAGUCUCGUUCGUCAGUCAGGUAUCCCAUCCAUUCCUUCCCCGGGCCAGGCCUAUGGCUACGAGGAGGAUGGCCUGGGUGUGCUCCUCAAGCAGCCACCCCCUACCAAGGACAGAACCCUGGGGCCAGCCUACUACAAUCCACUUCUGUCAGAGAAGAGUUCUGCACUGAAGUAUAAAGGAGUCCACUUUGGCAACAUGACAGGGAAGAGAGGUGAGCUGACAGUGGAGGAGGGACCGGGUCCAGGACAAUAUUACCCUGAGAUAAACGUAGAAAUGCACUAUGAGAAUGUGAACCUUCAAAAGGAGCAAAAAAGGAGAGAUGAGCUUGUCAUCCCUCGCUACCAUGAACUGGUGCCCAAGCUAGAGGAAAAGAAGGGAGUUCCUGGUCCGGGCCAUUAUCACAUCAGAAGUGAGUUUGAGAAGCCUGUGAUAUCCAGCAGUAACCUGCCAAAGCUCACCUGCCCGUUCCUCUCUCAGACUGAGAGGUUUCGUCCCCUGAAAGAAGAGUCGCCCCCUGUUGGUGUUUAUAAUGACCCACGUUCUGCCCUGGAGCUGCUGAAGAGGACCACGGGAGUGAAGAAAAGCCCAUUUGGCAUCACCGCAGUGCGCUUCACUCGUAACCACAAAAAAUACUCCACGCCAGGUCCAGGGUCCUAUAAUAUGUUUGAGCAUGGUUUAGCCAGGGAGAGUUUUAAAAAGGCAGUUUCAGAGAGAACCAGGAAGGGAGGCUUUGGCUCCACUGCUCAACGCAACUCCUUCCUUCACAACAAGGAAUCGAUAGAAGCCCCAAGUCCUGGACUGUAUGAGACAGAAAAAAAGACUGAGGAGAACUACAAAAAGCAGCACACGGCGGUUUUCAAAUCAGCCACAGAACGUCUGGCACUGCCGGCUAAAGAUUCCCCUGCACCCAACAGUUACAAUGUGAGUCACAUAUUUGAGAAGGCUAAUGGCCGCUCUUACUUAGAACCCCGAAACGAAGGAGCUAAGAAACGACAGAGCUGCUUCCUCUCUGCUGCACCGCGGGAUAAUUUCUUCCUCCAAUGUGACCCUGCUGUACCAGGCCCUGGCCAGUACAGCCCCCGAGUGAAAUCCUUCCCUCAAAUGGCUCUGAUCUCCUCCAGAGAAGAUCGAUUCAAAGUCUCCAUGGACACCAACCCCGGACCAGGCGCUUAUCAGUUGAGUCCAGGCCUAAUGAACACUGUACUGAAGGGCACCUUCAAUGUGACCCUCAACAACCCUCUGGGUCCCUGCUGUUCCCCCCGUGUGGCCCCUGGCCAUUUCACGGCCCAGAAGACCAUUAACACUGUCGCUCCCAACACCUCCAUCACCAGCAGCACUUCUUAGAGCUCUUUGUGGGUCAAAGUUUAGAGGUGAAAGGCAGCAGUUUGGAGGAGGAUGACUGCUUUUUAUUCAAUGUUGCAAAGUGAAAUAACGACAACAGACACUGAAUCUACAGCUGAUGGUUCCCUCAUUCUUUACUCACAGUAAUGACAAGCUUGACACACUGAUUCAGCUGUUUUUGUGGAUCAGUUCCCCCUGCAUGACCACUUUGUUAAUCAAUAACAAUUAAAAAGCUAUUAGU